CCUCAGUCAGCUGUCAGAGCGACGGAGAGAGGAGAGAGGCGAGAGCGAGGGGGAAACAAGGAAGAACAAAAAAAAAAAAACAAUCAGCGACGGACCACAGCCAAAAUGUCUAGCCUUUCCGACAAGUUCAGCGGCUACACUAUGACCCAACUCAACGAGAUCCUGGAGGACGACGAAAAACUCACAAAAAUGGUUCAGGAAAUGGACGAGAUGCGGGAGGUCCAACAGAGCAAAGAGGAGACGCUGGUGAACAACAGGACUUUGGCCGAGCAAAACUUGGCCCUUCAGCCCAAACUGGAGCAUCAAAAAGGGCAACUCACCAAGCGCUACAGCUGCCUACAGGAGCACUUUGAGUCCUACCAGCUCCGCAAGUCCACGCUCGACCAUAAAUCUGGCAACACAUCAUUGGACACACUUCUGGCUUUGCUUCAGGCUGAAGGAGCAAAGAUUGAGGAGGACACAGAGAACAUGGCCGACUGCUUCCUGGAUGGUGACAUGACCUUGGACUCAUUCAUUGACUCAUACCAGAGUCAGAGGAAACUGGCCCACUUGCGGAGAGUGAAAAUCGAGAAGCUCCAGGAGAUGGUUUUAAAAGGUGGGCGCUUACCCCAGGCCCCCGUGCCUGCGCCCCGCUCUCAGGACGUCCCUUUCCAGCACUCCACGCCCCUAACCCCGGAAGACAACAACAGCUCUCCGCUUGCCCAGGCCCGGAGAAAACCGCCCCCUCCCCCCUCUCAGCCUGCACCUGUUUUGAACCAAGCGCAACAGCCUUCAGUUUUCUAUACGCCCUCUCCGUAUCCGCCCAUCCCUCCUCGGACCGGCCAGCCUUUCCCAAGUGUCCAGGGCUAUCCUUUUCUGGCACAAUAUGCUCCAGCUCUACCCCAACGACCCCCUCCCAGACUGGCCCCGCAGCCCGGCUUCAUCAUGCAGUAACAAUGCAACUGCGCUGUUUGUUUUUUUUAAUCCCACCAAAAUGAGCGUGUGUUGUAUGCGCAAGGUUUUAAGGCAGGUGCAUCCGCUAACAAUCGGCUAGUGACGAUGAAGAGAUCAGGGUUGUGUUGACAAAUACAAAGAAUACAAAACAUUCUGGGAUGAGUGGGCAGAUGGUAAAACAUCGGUGGUGCAAUUUAGAAUGCAAAGUUGAAAUGGUUGUUUUCAGAUUCUUGAAUGUGAUGUUGUCUUUGAUCGGGACAGGAGACUAUUGACACUAGACAGCUGAUGUCAUCAACAUUCCCUGGGUGUAUGAUGGCACUGCUGUGUCUGGAGCGUUGUCACUCAAGAUUUUAAACACAAUGUGACCAGAAAGAACUGACUAAGUUAGAACUACAGCAGCAUUUAUGAAGUUAAAUAAGUCCCUUUCGGAUACAGUCACACGCUAGCAAGCAUUAUCCAACAGUUUUUCAAAAGUAUCGAGACACACCCACACAAGAAAUUACCCAACAGAAGACUCAAAAAUUAUGAAACAGACAAUAUAGUAACUGAACACUAACAAUAUUAAUUUUGCCUGCUCUCCUAUCUUAUUGCAACUACAGCUAUGUCCCACUUUUGUUACACAAAAUAUCAGUGUGUUUUUAGGGAGCUAACCCCAGUCUUACAAGUAAAAUAAGUUGAUACUCGGUCACUUCUUGGCAAUUUUGUUUGGACAUGGUGGCAUUAGUGAUGAUGCAAAUACAGAACCAGGUGAGGAGGUAGCCAAUUCAGUUUGCGCACCUGCUCCAGACUGGUAGAGAAACAGAAAAAUACUGGCCAAAUCACCAAGACUGGUUCAUUUUUACGACAUCUGAUGAAAUGGCGAGUAGUUGAUUAUAACAUUUGAUAUAAAAGCCGAUUGUUAGCGGGUUUAAGCGGUUGACCACAUGGGAAUGAGACUUGAAUCGGAAGAUAGGAUUUGCAUAGGGGGAUCUUUGUUUGCCUACCUGCCGACCUGCCUUUUUGGAACAUGGGACCAAGAACAGAAUGCAUUGGUCUAACUGGAAAUUUUGUUGGACUAUGUGUCAUUUCUACGCCAUAUAUAUCAAUGUAUCAACACUCCUCUGGCAAAUGCAUGACUAGUUCAGACUAAAAUAACAUACAGUGGGUUGAGAAAAUAUUCAUUCCCAAUUUAAUUAUUUCCAUUUCAGUAAGUAGUAGCUUGAAAGCUUCCAAAUUGUGUUUUUUAUACGUGACUAAUCAUUGGAAUUCAUCACAGAAAGAGAUGAUCAAUUUUUUUUUAUUUUAUCAGUUGGAACGUAAAAACACUAGAUACUCCUAACAUAUGCAAUAAAUACAUAAAAACAUAUUUUUGCAAAUAUUUCUCUCUCUCUAUAUAUAUAUAUAUAUGUAUAUAUAUAUAUUGCAGGUUAAUUGGUGUAGAUACUGAAUUUUAUGGAUUAAUUUUAGUAUCAGAUUGCAACACAAUACAAAAAUUAUGAGGGGAGUAUACUUUGAGCCCACUGUAUAUGAAGAAGGUUAUCAUGAAAUCUGUCUAAAAUGUGGGUUGCCAAGUUUGUACUAGUCUUUUAUCUGCACUUUUUUCUAUCCAGACAUUGAGGUAUGUUGUUUUUUAAUUGUUUAAACUUUGUGCCAAGUGUACACACAAUAAGGUAUUUUGUGAACUGACACUUUCUAUUUUGAAACUAUUUCCAACAUUGUAGACUAGUUUAAUGGCUAUUCAUUAAUUGAAACAAGGGAGUGUGUCCACUGAAAAGGAGGAAGUUCAAAUGUGCACUGCUGUUAUGUUGGGCAUCUGGUGUGAAAAUGUACCAUUUCACUAUCUCCAUAUGAUAUCAGUUUACAAAAUGAUCAAUGUGUAGAUUUGGCAUUUUCUUUUCAAUGUCUGGUGUAUAUAGGAUUUCUUUGUAACGCAAUUUUUAAAUGUAUAUGCAAGUCAAUGAGACCCGAAUUACUGUGCAGUUUAGAUGAACAUUUCCGGUUUUGACUUCAGGCGAAACUGCAUCUAUGCUGUGAUGUUUAGUUUGUAAUAUAAUUUCACACGGUACAUAGGUAUAUUUAAUGUCAACAUUAUUUUAUUAGACUAUAUUGUACUAAUGUUUUUAAUUUAAAGUACUCAAGAUAGACUGAUUAAACAUUUGAAACCGGAGGGAGCGCGCUUUCAAGAUGGCGGACUGGUCCAAUUCAACGAGGAGGUGGAAACUGACCCUUGUACUAGAAAGCCACAUGAAUAUUUGGUUCAAUAAAAUAAAUCAUGAAAUU
This is a messenger RNA of Periophthalmus magnuspinnatus, 3192 nucleotides long. RefSeq names its product VPS37B subunit of ESCRT-I a (gene vps37ba). Lineage: Eukaryota; Metazoa; Chordata; Actinopteri; Gobiiformes; Gobiidae. The coding region runs from base 106 to 933 and encodes 275 amino acids. The record is from RefSeq and is a predicted model, not a curated record. Gene Ontology annotation, cellular component: ESCRT I complex. The transcript is spliced from 4 exons. Gene Ontology annotation, biological process: protein targeting to vacuole; protein targeting to membrane; ubiquitin-dependent protein catabolic process via the multivesicular body sorting pathway.